This is a messenger RNA of Trichoderma aggressivum f. europaeum, 417 nucleotides long. RefSeq lists its product as uncharacterized. Lineage: Eukaryota; Fungi; Ascomycota; Sordariomycetes; Hypocreales; Hypocreaceae. The coding region runs from base 1 to 417 and encodes 138 amino acids. The transcript has a single exon. The record is from RefSeq and is a predicted model, not a curated record.
AUGGGUGAUAGGGAGCAUGCGCGGGCGACAUGGGAUGCUGAGGCCCUGGAUGUUGCGGUCCCGGAUGCUGAGGGCCCGGGUGAUGCUGCGGCGGCGGCGGCGGUUGGCGGUACGGGUCCUGCAUGGGAGCGAGAAUCUCUUGGUCGGAGUGUCGACGGUCAAUCUCAGGAUGCUGCUGAGCGUGCCCAUGAACCGACGCCGGUGCUGGCGGCGCGGGAGGAGGCAGCUCGGGGGCACGAGGCGGGUAUGGCUGGUAGUGGUGAUGGUGGUGAGACGGGCCUUGGGGGGGAGGAGGCGGCGGCGGCGGCGGCGGCGGUAGCUGGGGAUUGGAAGCAGCAUGAGGAGCGUGAGAAGGAUGAGGAAGAGAGUGAUGAGGUGACGGAGGAAGAGAGUGAUGAUGAGGAUGCGGCAACGUAG